CGCAGCGCGCCUCCGUGAAAAUUCAGCAUUCGCGGGCGCUGUCACGCACGCGCGCGCCCCCAGGAAGGCGCAGGCAACGCGCGCGACUCGGACGAUGCGGCCUUCGGUCGCCGUCGCGCUGGCGCUGGCCGCGGGGGCCCACGGAGUGGCCGUGGAGUCAGAGCACCCUGCUCAUGUUUUUGGGAAAGGCGGCGCCGGCGUCUACCGCGGCCCGCCGUCGGCCACCGGCAACGCGCCGCCGCCGCCGCGCCUCGGCAAGGACGGCGCGGGCGUGCUCAAGGGCCCGGAGACGGUCCCGCGCCUCGGCAAGGACGGAAGCGGGAUCUACAAGGACCUCGACGCCAGGACCAUUGCAGCGAAGUUCGCCUGGUACGUGGAACAAUUCGAGAAGACCUACGACAUCGAGGAGUACGCCGAGCGGCUCAAGGCCUUCUCUGUAACAUUACGGGAGAUCCAGCACCACGACGAGGCCCAUAAAGUGGGGCUGAACCGCUUCUCCGACUGGACCAGUGACGAAUUCGAGGCCUAUCAAAAGUACAAGCCCUCUCCCAAAAGACACGCGCCGCUCGUCCACAAGACGACGGGCAAGCCGCUACCGACGGAAGUCGACUGGCGCAAGGAAGGUCUAGUAGCCGACGUCAAAGAUCAAGGUUCGUGCGGGUCGUGCUGGACCUUCAGCACCGUGGCGUCCAUCGAGGGCGCCCAUGCCAAGAAGCACGGCAAGAUGGUCACGCUGUCGGAGCAGAACCUUGUUGAUUGUGUGAAGAAGGAUAGACUACCUUCCGACGCGGAGGACUGCUGUGCGGCCCGUGUGGAAAUUUCACGUCGUCCUCCACGCUAUCGACGCGACGCCUGCUCGAUGGCGUCAUCGCCGAGUGCACCCGACACUGGUUGAUUUCCACGCAGGCGAUGGGUGUGAUGGGGGGCUCAUGGACAACGCCUUCGACUACAUCAUCAACAAGCAGAAGGGCGGCAUCGAUACGGAGGCGGCGUACCCGUACCGCGGCGAGGACGAGCGGUGCGCCUUCGAGUCGAGUGACGACGGCGCGAAAAUCUCGAACUGGACCGACGUUCCCAGUGGCGACGAGGACGCGCUCAUGGACGCGCUGGCCACGGUCGGCCCCGUGUCGGUCGCUCUGGACGCGUCGCGCCAGUGGCAGACGUACGCCGGUGGUGUACUCACGCCGCGGAAGUGGCUCGGCGGCUGCUCGUCGGACCCGGCCAAAGCGGACCACGGCGUCGCGGUCGUCGGCUACGGCACGGAUUCUACGAGCGGCGACUACUGGAUCGUGCGCAACUCCUGGGGGUCCGCGUGGGGCGAGGACGGCUAUGUACGGCUCAAGCGGGGCGUGAACGCAUGCGGCGUGGCGAACUUCGCGUCGUACCCGACGGCGAAGUAGUUUAUCUCCUGUGACGUGUCUAUAAGCAUCAUCUUCCCUCGUA
This is a messenger RNA of Pelagomonas calceolata, 1443 nucleotides long. NCBI's taxonomy places the organism in Eukaryota, Pelagophyceae, Pelagomonadales, Pelagomonadaceae. The record is from the annotation of a GenBank genome assembly.